CAACCCUGAUUGCUCAACCCCCGUCUCUUCUUUCUCGACCUUAUCAGACGAAACGAGUAAGCAACGCGAACCAUCAUAUCUCAUUAAGUUGGUAUGACAGCAUAUGUGGUUUCGUCCUCCUUACAUCUUCCUAUCAAACCCCUAAUUCAGCCGAUAAUACGUAGUAAUGGAACGCCCUACCCUUCAGGCCCCCAAGUCGGGUCGUUCACGUUUUUCAAAAGCGUUACCUGCCCCUCCGCCUGAGUUGGAGGACGAGAGGCCGCGGAUAGUUCCUCAAGAACCGUUACCUUCGGUUUUCUCGCCAUUUCCACCCAGGAAGGAUAGUGUUAGUGCCAGGAGCAUUAGUAGUCCAAAGUCAAGCUUCAACUCACUUCUUCCUGCGUUACCGGGGAAUAAUAUCAUGGGGGCCCCGAAGUUACAAACGCAGACGAGGUCGAUCCCAAGGAAGCCGGUAGGACUACCAGCAAAUCCAGCCCUGGCCCCAGCCCCAGCCCCAGCUGCAGAUGUUCAGACAAAGAAGAUGAGGCGGGUUUCUUCUAUAUCUAGUCUGCUGUCGGCAUAUUCGAACACAUCUUCCGAUUCUGUUCAGAGGUCGUCGCAAGGCAGUAUAUUCACAAAGGACAGCGAGCCAUCCAAUUCACCAGAGCGAGAAGGAAUAAACGAUGCCCAGCCGUCGUUAACAAAGACGCUGACGGCUCUUCAAAGUAACCCUUAUGGAGAUGAGAUGAUACCUGAUGUACCGCCGCCGCCGCUGCCAUUGAAGGACCCGCUCCGUCCGAGUAUGCCGUCUCAUACCCGGCCCGUAGACCCAUUUCCGGCAUUCCCUGUGUCCCGACCCGGUGUAUAUGAUGGAGGUCCGUCGGUGCCGGUGUCAGCGUCGCCGUCUGACCUUGUAGGUGACUCACCUCAGCCACGGGAGAUCUGGCGGCGACGUGCAUCAUCAAAAUCUGAUCAUGGCCUUCUCGUCCCAGAGCUCAAAUUAGCUGGUUCCCACGGAUCUACCGCAUCCACUGCACAACCAGUCAGCCUAGACCCUCUCCCGCCCCCACCGCCCACACAAAAUAAUAACACCAUUUCUCCAUUACCUCCUAGAGGUGCCUCACUACCCGGAAGAAAUAUUCGACCAGGAAAACCAAUAGAACCGCAACAAGACGACAAGAUGCGCAAACUUUCGGCAAAGCUCAAAGAGCUUACGGGCCGAGGCGAGGCUGCUAAAGGCCCCGUGAAAGUUAAAGAUGAGCCGGUCGAGAAGGCUGAGCACCUUAAGAAACUGGAGCCUAAGGUGCAGUAUGGGGAUAAGACUAGCAUAAAUCCUACGCCCCCUGUAAAAAACCAGAUUCUCGCCGAGGAAUCUGUGACACCAAAGAUUUCAGUCGAGACCGUAGUUUACGCGCCGAUUCGUCCCGGACCAUCGUCGGAGACCCCCUCAAAGGAGUCCGCCGAAACGACAAUUUCCCGCCGCGCGGUCGGAGCUCCUGCGCCCCCCUAUCAACCGGAAGUCCAUAAGAAGGGGAGCUCGACCGAUCUGAGACAACCGAGUCUUGGACUUCCACGAUAUCCACGACCAUCUCAAAGCAACUCUUCCCUGCGCUCUCCCUCAGCUCUUCAAAAUGCUCAGGAGCCAAUGAGAUAUAAAGCUUCACCGCAAUCAAGUCCGUCCGCUGCGAUGCCUUUAAUGUUGCCAUCGGAUUCAGUCGAACCCAUGAAGAAGCCUGAGCUCUUUAAUGUCGUAACGGCAUUAAACGAACCCACGUUGUCGCCAGACUCGAGUGGUCGCAAACCAAUGCGCAAGAUCUCAAGAGAUGUUGAUGCGAGCGCACUUAGUGAUAUUGGCGAGUCCGUGGAACAUAUGACUGCAGAGCAGAUAGCCCAAGUCAACGAGGCCCUCUCUCGUUUCCCUAGGAACUAUAACCUGACCACUCCUUCAGCCGAUACCGUCUGGCGAGCUGCUCCUAUAUCUUCGCGACAUUACAAUUGUUAUGUUCGCCACGAUAAAUGGGUACCAGUUAAGAACUUGAAUUACCCAUUGGCUUGUCAGACAUGUAGUGUUGAAGAUGCGGGCUCGCGUAAGACCUGCUCAUGGUGCAAUCUGCGCAUUUGCUUCGGGUGUCAUGAACGACUCAUGGGCAUUUAUAAGUCGGACCUUAAGUUACUGAUGGACAACAUGGAAGUUGACCAGCGCCGCGAGAAAGGGAAACAAGCAGCGAGCACUUAAUCUCCUGUCCACAUGACUACUCACCAACCAACCACAUACUCUUCUUCAAAUACUCUUUUUCAAAUACUCUUCUUCAGACCUGGGGUCAUAUUAUUAUUCUUCCAUCGAUGCUCAGGAUAUGUAUAGUACGGAAACUGGCCCUGAUGCUUGAGAAGCAUCAAUAAACAACGAAUGAUAUUAUUCGGUGAAUGCAAUGGCAUAUAGAUGAUGACGGCAAGGAAGGAAUUGCAUCAAGAAAUAGGCGUUUAUGGUACGAUGAUACCUCCCUUGCACUGGUAUAUAACGGGUACGACAAGAGCUUGGGCAGGGAAAGGCAAAAGGGAAAGGAUAUAAUGGAAUCCUGGCUAGAAGCCUCACGAUGAUACCAAUUGCAAUUAAGCUUAUGUAGAUGCAGAUGAAUACGAGUGGACAA
Daldinia loculata is the source of this 2627-nucleotide messenger RNA. RefSeq lists its product as uncharacterized. NCBI's taxonomy places the organism in Eukaryota, Fungi, Ascomycota, Sordariomycetes, Xylariales, Hypoxylaceae. Bases 167 to 2215 code for a protein of 682 amino acids. The transcript has a single exon. The record is from RefSeq and is a predicted model, not a curated record.